CACCCUGCCUGCGCCCGGUCACGGGAGCAGAAAGGGGAGGGCUCAGCACCUUUGCCCUGUUCCCAUCCGUCUCCCUGCAGAGCUGGAGCUGGGUGCCGCCAUGGUGGUCACUCUGGGAUACUGGGACAUCCGUGGGCUCGCCCAUGCCAUCCGCCUGCUGCUGGAGUACACGGAGACCCCCUACCAGGAGAGGCAGUACCGGCCCGGCCCCGCCCCUGACUUUGACCCAAGUGACUGGACCAACGAGAAGGAGAAACUGGGCCUCGACUUCCCCAACCUACCCUAUCUCAUCGAUGGCCCCACCAAGUUGACGCAGAGCAACGCCAUCCUGCGCUACAUCGCCCGCAAGCACAAGAUGUGUGGUGAGACGGAGGAGGAGAUGCUGCGCGUGGACAUGCUGGAGAACCAGCUCAUGGAUUUACGGAUGAGCUUCGCCCGGCUGUGCUACAACCCCGACUUCGAGAAGCUGAAGCCAGCGUACCUGGAGCAGCUGCCGGGAAAACUGCGGGAGCUGUCGCGGUUCCUGGGCUCCCAGCCAUGGUUUGCAGGGCAGAAGCUCACCUUCGUGGACUUCUUGGCGUAUGACGUGCUGGACCAGCACCGCAUGUUCGUCCCCGAGUGCCCUGAGCUGCAGGGCAACCUGGGCCAGUUCCUGCAGCGCUUCGAGGCUCUGGAGAAGAUCUCCGCUUACAUGCGGUCGGGGCGCUUCAUGAAGUCCCCCAUUUUCUGGCGCACGGCGCAGUGGUGCAACACCAAGGAGUGAGCGGGGUGUCCCCCCCAUGUCCCCCCCGCCCCCCCCGUGCUCCCCUCGCACCCCCCUCCCACGCCCCCAGCCCCCUCCCCUGUUGAAUAAGUUGCGGGGGUGGGGGGUGGGGGCUCCCCCCUUGUCCAGCUGCUGUGAUGAGCAUGGAAUCAUAGAAUCGUGGGAAUGUAGAGUUGUGGAAUCGUGGAAUCGUGGAAUUGUGGAAUCAUGGAGUUGUAGAAUUGUGGAAUUGUAUAAUUGUGGGAUUGUGGAAUCAUGGAAUCGUGGAAUUGUGGAAUUGUAAGUUUGUGGAAUCGUGGAAUUGUAGAAUUGUGGGAUUGUAGAAUUGUGGAAUCAUGGAAUUGUGGAAUCAUGGAAUUGUAUAACUG
This is a messenger RNA of Falco peregrinus (peregrine falcon), 1131 nucleotides long. Its product is annotated as glutathione S-transferase 2. NCBI's taxonomy places the organism in Eukaryota, Metazoa, Chordata, Aves, Falconiformes, Falconidae. The record is from RefSeq and is a predicted model, not a curated record. Gene Ontology annotation, molecular function: glutathione transferase activity. Gene Ontology annotation, biological process: glutathione metabolic process. Bases 101 to 763 code for a protein of 220 amino acids. The transcript has 8 exons.